AUUAGUUUUAAUUUUCCAUUUAUUGAACCAUAUUUCAAGAUCGUUUAAUUGAAGUUGUGUGCGUAGGAUUGCAUACGGUAAACUUUUGUCGUGGGUAAAGAUAACUGUGUCGUCCGCAUACAUUUGGAUGUUUGAAUGAGUAAUUGGUAUGUCAGCAGUAUAAAUAUUGUAUAGAAAUGGAGAAAUGGCAGAGCCUUGAGGUACUCCAGCAGUGAUGGAGCGAGUGGAAGAAUGGCCUUUGUCAAUGGGGCAGAACGGGGUGCUGGAGUCGCCGACGGGCACCGGCAAGACGCUCAGCCUGCUGUGCUCGAGCCUGGCCUGGCUCACGGCGAAGAAGGCCCAGCGCCAGGCCCAGGCCCAGGGCCUGCUGCAGCUGGAGGACGGGGACUUGGUCGCGGGGCUGCAGAGGAGCCUGGACGCCGCCGUGGGGACCGUGCCGGCCGCCAGGACCUGGGGAGACCCGAAGAUCAUCUACGCGUCGCGCACGCACGCCCAGCUGACCCAGGCCGUGCAGGAGCUGAAGAGGACGCGCUACGCUCACGUGAAGGUGGCCGUGCUGGGCUCCAGGGACCAGAUGUGCAUCCACCCUGAAGUGUCUGCGAUGAACAACACGAACAAGGUUCAUUUUUGUCAUAUCAAAGUGAGUUCUCGCUCAUGCCACUUCUAUAACAAUGUGGACACAGCCAAAGAGAGUUCUGCGCUCAAAGAUGGAGGUAUUCUCGACAUUGAGGACUUGGUAAAAGUGAGCAGAAAAAUGCAGUGCUGUCCGUACUACGUUGCCAAAGCAGUGAAAGACUCUGCCGAUAUUGUCUUCAUGCCCUACAACUACCUCCUGGAUCCCAAAAUGAGGCAUUCUCAAGGUAUCGACCUACUAAAUAAUGUCGUUAUUUUGGAUGAAGCACACAACGUGGAAAAGAUGUGUGAAGAAGCAGCCUCUCUUCAGAUCUGCAGCAGUGACAUAGCAUUGGCAAUCACGGAAAUCACACAGAUAAUGGAGGAGUAUGCAGUGAUCAUGAGCUCGAACUCGGAGGUGACGAGUGAAGAGGGCGUGAUUAGGGACUUCUCCCCGGAUGACUUGUGCAUCAUGAAGACCAUGUUCCUGGAGGUGGAGAAGGCGAUCGAUGACAUCACAGUAGCAGGGGACGGCUCAACUUACCCUGGUAGUUUUAUGUUUGAUCUGCUGGGCAAAGUUGAGCUGACGCCUGGGAAAGCGCAGGUCGUGAUGGAUCUGCUCGAGAAAGCGAUAAAGUACCUGACGACGACGAAUCCCUCGCCGUACCAGCGCAAAGGAGUCGGCCUGCAGAAGUUCCAGGACCUGAUGAAGGUGGUGUUCUGUGUGGGUGCCCCGAGUCAGGCGUACCUGAGCAAGUUGAAGAAGUGUUACAAGGUGCAUGUGACGUUGGAAGAAGUUAGUAAGAAGACCCCAAAGAAUGUGACGAAGAAUGGUAAAGUGAUCAAUUACUGGUGCUUCAGUCCUGGAUUUGGGAUGCAGCGCCUGGCGGACCAGGGCGUGCGCUGUGUGCUGCUGACGAGCGGCACGCUCUCGCCGCUCAACGCCCUCGUCAAGGAGCUGUGCAUCCCCGUGCCCGUGACCCUGGAGAACCCCCACGUGAUCCGCCCCAGCCAGGUGUGCGUGGGCAUCGUGGUUGCGGGCCCAGACGGCGUGCCGCUGGACUCCUCCUACCACAACCGGGACAACCAGGCGUACGUGAGUUCGCUGGGACGCACCAUCCUCAACUUGAGUCGCCUGAUCCCUCACGGCCUGCUCGUGUUCUUCCCCUCCUACAUCGCCAUGAGGAAGUGCCAGGAAGCAUGGCAGAAAGAUGGCCUGUGGACCAGAAUCUGCGUUAGCAAGCCGAUAUUCGCCGAGCCUCAAUCGCAAGACGGCCUGGCGGCAGCUAUCAGCGAGUACUACGCCAAGAUAGUUGAUCCCAAUGUGAAAGGGGCCUGCUUCAUGGCAGUGACCAGAGGGAAGGUGUCGGAGGGCUUGGAUUUUGCCGACAUGAACGGGCGGGGAGUCAUCGUCACCGGACUCCCGUUCCCUCCGUGCAAGGACCCGCGGGUCAUGCUGAAACGCAGUUACUUGGACGAGUUGUUGAAGGAGUCAAAAAACGGCCUGUCGGGGGACCGCUGGUACCAGCUGGAGGCGUCCCGGGCGGUGAACCAGGCCGUGGGCCGGGUCAUCAGGCACGCCCAGGACUACGGGGUGAUACUGCUGUGCGACAUGCGGUUCAGCCGGUCGUCCUUCCCCCGCCAGCUGUCCUCCUGGAUGCAGCCCCACAUCAGGGUGUUCAGGAACUUUGGGGAAGCGGUCAGAGUCGUAAAGAACUUCUUCACAGUAGCGGAGAGCACGCUGCCCGCUCCGAAGGUGAGGCUGGACCUGGCAGUGGAAGGCACGAGGGCCGUCGCCUCCGUGCCGGCUGCGUUCGACACGUCGGCGCGGCGCGUGAGCGGCAGGGGGCCGUCCCGGGGGCCCUCGACGAGCGCCAGCAGCAGCGCCCCUGACUGGUCGCCCGAGGACUACUCGUCGCCGGCGCCGGCCGGGAGCGGGGCCGACGCCGCGGGUCUGUUCGACGCGCUCGACAGGCCCACGCCGGUGAUCGACUUCAACGACACGUGCUGCGCCGGGGGGAGGGUCGCCGCGCCGUGCGGGCCCGUCCCCAAGAGGAGGAAGCUGAGGAUCGUGCCCUCGAGCAGCCUGAAACAAGACCGCGCCGUCGACUCGGGACAGGCGCGGGAGAGAGCGGGCGACAACGUGAAUCCGGAUAAAAUGGCUCUGACCCGGAAUUACGUGAAUGAGGUGAGGAAGUCGUUGGACAGUGCCAGUUACCAGAAGUUCAGAUCAGCCGUGCAGGAAUACACGGCAGGCGGCAGUUUCGACGACUGCUUCGAGGUGCUGAAGGAGGUGUUCCUCACGUCCAGACUCAACCCGUUGCUACGAGGGUUUCGCAAGUUCAUCAAGCCGGAUCACAAGAAGACCUUUGAGAGUCUGUGCCGGUCCUUGGAGAGCAGUUUGACUGCUGUACAGGAAUAACUUCACUACUAGGCUGUGCUGUUGGUAGCAAACACACUCGCGUACACACUAAUGUGUGCCUUUGUAUAUAUAUUUUCAUUAUUACGUUCAGUGUGAUAUGUUUUUAUACUUUUUUGACAGCUUUAAAGUGUAUCAUGUUUUAUAUGUUUUUAUGUUUUAUCGUUCCUGUGUUAAAAAUGUACAAGAUAACUGUCAAUUUUCAUAUUGAUGUUUGGAAUGUUUGGCAAAAAAAAAAUUAUAGUUGUGCUUAAAUUUAAGGAAAAAUACGUGGGUCCAUUUAAAAUUUAUACUGCAUUUAAAUAUUAAUUUAUUAUUAAAGAGAAACAUGAACUUUUCAGUUUCAAA
This is a messenger RNA of Bacillus rossius redtenbacheri, 3379 nucleotides long. It is a transcript of the gene Rtel1, whose product is annotated as regulator of telomere elongation helicase 1 homolog. Gene Ontology annotation, biological process: DNA repair; telomeric loop disassembly; regulation of double-strand break repair via homologous recombination. Lineage: Eukaryota; Metazoa; Arthropoda; Insecta; Phasmatodea; Bacillidae. The transcript is spliced from 15 exons. Gene Ontology annotation, molecular function: DNA polymerase binding; DNA binding; DNA helicase activity. Bases 215 to 3034 code for a protein of 939 amino acids. The record is from RefSeq and is a predicted model, not a curated record. Gene Ontology annotation, cellular component: nucleus.